AUGGAGGCCACACCAACAACAACGAUAGCAACCAUAACAGCAACAUCAACUUCUUCACCACCACCGUACGACGCUGGUGGUGCACUCGACAUCCCUCCUUCGACCACCGCCUCGACUAUCGAGGCUAGCAUCCAUGGUUUUGACUCCAACGAAAAGUCCAUUAGUGACAACAAGCUAGAGAGCGACCUUGAACAGCAGGAUAAGCCUUCCAACCACACACCAACUGGCAUCCGUCGCUUUCUUUUGCUCCUUGGUCUCUUCUUAGGAUGCAUCUUGGCAGCACUGGACAACACGAUCGUCGCCACCGCCUUGCCCCAAAUCUCCUCCGACUUCAACGCCCAAUCCCAGAUGGCAUGGAUCGCAACCGCAUACCUUCUCGCAUACACCGCCUUCCAAUCCCUCUACGGUCGCUUCUCCGAUAUCUUUGGCCUCAAGACCAUGUACCUCGGCGCCAGCGUCAUCUUUCUUAUCGGAUCUAUCGGCUGUGGUGCCGCUUCGUCUAUGAUCAUGCUGAUUAUUUUCAGAGCCGUCCAGGGAAUUGGUGGAGCAGGAUUGUUGUCGAUCAUGAUGAUCAUGGUCUCAGUCAUGUUUGGCGACAUCAAUGAGCGCGCCCGGUACCAGACUCUGGGGUAUUUGGCGUUUGGUAUUUCGGGCAUCUGUGGGCCCUUGCUCGGGGGCGUCUUUGUUGAGCAUUCGACUUGGAGAUGGUGUUUCUACAUGAACAUCCCUAUCGGCGUCUUUGCCGUGCUCCUCGUCUUCAAGUUCUAUCAGAUCCCCUUUGAGCGCACCGAGACCUUGCAGAAGAAGCUGAGAAGAGUCGACUACUUUGGAGUGUUAAUCACUAUCGGUGCCGUCUUGUGUCUACUCCUGCCACUGAACUGGGGUGGUACCGCCUACGACUGGAACUCUGCCGUCAUUAUUUCGCUCUUCUGCAUCAUGGGCGUUUUGAUCAUCGUCCUCGUCUUUGUCGAACAGCGUGCUGCAGAGCCUAUUAUCCCCAUGUACCUCUUCCUCAACCGCGAGGUCGCCCUCCUCGUCACCGUCAACUUCCUCACCGGACUCAUCUUUAACGGCUGUGGCUUCUACAUACCCCUCUACUUCCAAGUCGUCCAAGGCACAUCUGUCACCGACUCGGGUCUCCGUCUCAUGCCUGCUGUCCUUGGCGCCGUCUUCUCGACCGGCUCAUCCGGCUUCCUUCUCGCAAAAGUCAAAGACUACCGCCGUUUCAUCACCCUUGGCGCUGCAACCCUCACCCUCUCCGUCGGUCUCUUCAUCCUCCUCGACGAACAUACCUCGCUCGCAAAGCAACUCAUCUUUGUCCUCAUCAUGGGACUUGGCCAGGGAUUCAUCUACCAGAACUGUGUCCUCGCCUGCCAGGACUGCACCGAAGCCAAGGACAUGGCCGUCGCUACUGGAUUUGUCGUCUUCAUCAACAGUAUCGGAAACGCCGUCGGUGUCGCCGUCUGUGCCUCUGUCAUCAACAACUCGCUUACCACCAACCUUGCAAAACUCCCAGAGUCCAGUCAAGCCGUGUUCCGCGAGUUGAACGUGAUUGAGAACAUUAAUGUGAUCUUUACGUUGCCUGAAGAGUUGAAGGCAGAGGUUGUGCAUGCGUAUGCGUUGGCGUUCAGGACACUGUUUACUAUACUGACGCCGAUGAUUGGACUUGGGUUCGUGUUGUCGCUUUUUGUUAGACGCAGAGGAUCCCUUGCCAGGAAGGAGUAA
Messenger RNA from Linnemannia hyalina, 1725 nucleotides. Lineage: Eukaryota; Fungi; Mortierellomycota; Mortierellomycetes; Mortierellales; Mortierellaceae. The record is from the annotation of a GenBank genome assembly.